Molecule: messenger RNA, 858 nt
Organism: Diabrotica virgifera virgifera (western corn rootworm)
Lineage: Eukaryota; Metazoa; Arthropoda; Insecta; Coleoptera; Chrysomelidae
Exons: 1
Coding region: 1-858 (285 amino acids)
Source: RefSeq, a predicted model, not a curated record
AUGAAUACAGCACACGAUACUAAGUGCAAAUACGAUGACAGACCUAGUUCAGUAAAUGUAGAGUCAACAAAUGUAAUAGGUAAGCGUACAUUUAAAUUACCUCCAAUCGAGUUCAAGAAAUUUAAUGGAGAGUUAAAAGAUUGGCUUCCCUUUUGGUCUCAGUUCAAAGUAGUGCACGAUGAUCCAUCGAUUGAUUUACAUGAUAAAAUAGCUUAUUUGAGACAAGCCACUUUAGAAGGUAGUAAGGCCAGACGUUUAGUGGAGAGUUUUCCUGCAGUAGCCGAUAAUUACUCAAAAAUUAUUAAUAGUUUGAAGUCUAGGUUUGGCAGAGAGGAUCUCCAGAUUGAAGUAUACAUUAGGGAGCUCUUAAAGUUAAUUUUGAGUCGAGUUUCUAGUAGUUCUUGUAAUGUUUCUACACUUUAUGAUAUGAUAGAGAGCCAACUUCGUUCACUUGAGACCUUAGGCAUAUCUGCUGACAAGUAUGCGGCAAUAUUGUAUCCCCUUAUUGAGUCAUGUUUACCGGAGGAUAUGAUCAGACUAUGGCAUAGAUCUUCACAGUUUUUAAGGCCUUCUGCUUUCGUAUCCAUGCACAAUAUCGAUGAAGUUGCAGAAGUUACAACUUUAGAAACAAGAUUGAGUGGGCUAAUGAGUUUUUUACAAAGUGAGGUUCAAAAUGAACAAAAAAUUUAUUUAGCAACGGAAGGUUUUGGUUUAUCGAUUGAAAAUAAAAACAAAUCCAAUAACCUAGUUGAUAAAAAGAAUGCAAAAUUACCUAAGCAAGGAACUAAUCAGACCUUAGCGACCGCUGCUGGGUUAAUAAGUUAUGAGGUUUGCAGGUGUAUUUUUUGUGAAGGAUAG